AUGGUGAUAAGACUCGCUGCUACUGCUCACAACCGAAUGCUUGGGUCCUUUUACAACUACCUCUUUGGCGCCAGGCUGGCUGCCUCGCCCAAGACCCAUCCUUACUCCACCGACAACGUGGCCCUCCCCGCUGACGCUGCUGCCUCGUUCCACCCGCGUUUGACCACCAUUUUCCAGCAGUUGGACGCCAUCGCCCCCAGGUUCACCACAAAGGGCUCCAAUAUCGACAUCUUGACGUCGCCGCAAGACUUUUACGAAACCCUCAAACACAAGAUCUUACAUGCAUCCAACCACGUGUUCCUCAGCUCUUUGUACGUGGGCAAGGGCCAGGUGGAGCUCGUGGAGACGCUCGCCGAGGCCUUGGCCAAGAACGUCGAGUUGAAGGUGUUUAUUUUGACCGAUGCGUUACGUGGAACAAGGGAGGCCCCCAACAACCCGUCCUCCGCCUCCUUGCUCGUCACACUUGUCGAGAAAUUCGGCAAGCACAGAGUCGAUAUUAGAAUGUACCAUACUCCUCACUUGAGCGGCUUCAAGAAGAACUUGGCCCCUAAGCGUGUCAACGAGAGCUUUGGUCUCCAGCACAUGAAGCUCUAUGGUUUCGACAAUGAGGUCAUGCUUUCUGGUGCCAACUUAUCCCACGAUUACUUCACUGACCGCCAGGACCGUUACUACUUGUUCAAAGACGCCGCCAUCACCGAUUACUACUUCAAGAUCCACAAGGCUGUUUCCAGCCUCUCCUACCAGCUCUUGCCAUCCACCAAGCCCCACAAAUACCAGACUUUCCGCUUGUCAUGGCCAACCUCCAACAGGUCCUGUGAGCCAGACAUGAACUUCCAGCGCUUCAUCUCCGACUCCUCCUACCUCCUUGAGCCAUUGUUGAAGCAGCAUCAACUUUCGGCUUUCGAGCAAUACUCCGACACAAAUGAGUUUGACACCAUCGUGUACCCUGUAUCCCAAUUCACUCCUUUAUUCCCAGCUCAGAACGACGCAUCAACAGAGAAGCCCGCCGUGUUACGCCUUUUGUCUUACUUGGACUCGUCCAAGAUCAAAUGGUGGUUCACCGCUGGUUAUUUCAACAUGCUUCCGCAGAUCCAGGACAGAUUGUGCAAUGGAAAAGCUGAAGGCACCGUUAUCACGGCAUCUGCUAAAGCCAACUCUUUCUACAAAUCCCCUGGUGUCUCUUACUACAUUCCCGAGGCAUAUCUUUUGAUUGCAAAGAAGUUUUUGGAGGAGCUUAGGCGCAGAGGAAAAGAGAGUCUCAUCAAAUUGUACGAAUGGCAGAACGGUGUUGUGAAUACCCCUGGUGGCUGGACAUACCAUGCAAAGGGUUUAUGGAUCACCGUUCCCGAGGAAGAGGAGCCCUCAAUUACUGUGGUCGGCUCCUCAAACUUCACCAAGCGUGCUUAUUCGUGUGACUUAGAGAGCAAUGCUAUCAUCGUUACAAAAAAUCAAGAUUUGAAGCAUCGCAUGCGCUCUGAGAUUGAUAACUUGAUGACUUAUGCUCAUCCAUUGGAGCUCGAGGAUUUUGACCCAAAGCUCAAACAGACUGAAGAGAAGCAGGAAGAUAGAAUUGACGCACAAGGUAAUCCUGUGACUCCCGAGGAAAUCUACGAAAUUGGAGAGGAUCGUAAGAUCAGCUACGGUGUUCACUUGGCAUUGAAGUUCUUUGGUGGUAAACUAUAA
Candidozyma duobushaemuli is the source of this 1683-nucleotide messenger RNA. It is a transcript of the gene PEL1, whose product is annotated as CDP-diacylglycerol--glycerol-3-phosphate 3-phosphatidyltransferase. NCBI's taxonomy places the organism in Eukaryota, Fungi, Ascomycota, Pichiomycetes, Serinales, Metschnikowiaceae. Gene Ontology annotation, molecular function: CDP-diacylglycerol-glycerol-3-phosphate 3-phosphatidyltransferase activity. The transcript has a single exon. The coding region runs from base 1 to 1683 and encodes 560 amino acids. Gene Ontology annotation, cellular component: mitochondrion. The record is from RefSeq and is a predicted model, not a curated record. Gene Ontology annotation, biological process: cardiolipin biosynthetic process.